Messenger RNA from Paramisgurnus dabryanus, 852 nucleotides. Lineage: Eukaryota; Metazoa; Chordata; Actinopteri; Cypriniformes; Cobitidae. The record is from RefSeq and is a predicted model, not a curated record.
GAAAAUGAGUGAUAUAGAUGAUGACAGUGAAGUUUCCUUCUCAGUUAAAUUUUUGGGUCGUGUCCGGGUGGUCCAUCCAGGUGGGAUGCAAAUACUGACAAAUGCAGUGCAGAAUCCUAAUAAAGAGGUGGAUGAGAAAAUGAAGAAAAAUAAAAAUAAAGUUCAUCUGUUUCUGAGCAGGAGUGCCAUUGACAUACUGGAACAUAAGACAAAGUUCAUGAUGUACACGUGCCCCCUGGCAUCCAUCUCAUUCUGUGCAGUUCAUCCGACCCAGCCCAAAAUCCUUGGCUUUGUGGCCAAACACCCUGCGUCGGACGUCUUCCACUGCUACAUCUUCCAGAGCAAGAAGUUUUCUCAUCUGCUGGUAUCCGUUAUUGGUGAUGCUUUCCAGGCCUGUAAACAGAAUGAAAGUCUAGGAAGUGAUCGUGAUCUUGUGGUGGAGGCUCUGAGGCACAAGAAUAAGAUACUGCAGCGUGAGAACGCUGAGCUCAAGAGAAGACUUGGAGGAGAGAAUGCCGAUGGAGUACAGAACAUUUAUGAAAAGGAUUUAGACACUGAUAAAAUCUCGUCUAUUUCAGGGCAGUCCACAUCACAGGUGAGAUUCUUCUCAGAGGAUGAAAAACUUCCUUUAAAAAGAAAUUUCUGAGUAGAAACAAAUAAACUUUGUUGGAGAAACUACAUCUGAAAUCCCACAAAUAUGAUUAUUAUAAGAGACAUCAAAUGAUAUAAAAAAUAACAGUUUGUGUGGUUAUGUUUUAUUGGGUCUGGGGUGGUGACAUCACGCUUGGGGCGGAGUUACAUUAGAUUGAUCAGUUUCUGUUAGUCACUAUAUGAGCUUUUAAAGGGAUAGUU